This is a messenger RNA of Tripterygium wilfordii, 354 nucleotides long. RefSeq lists its product as uncharacterized. The record is from RefSeq and is a predicted model, not a curated record. NCBI's taxonomy places the organism in Eukaryota, Viridiplantae, Streptophyta, Magnoliopsida, Celastrales, Celastraceae. The transcript has a single exon. Bases 1 to 354 code for a protein of 117 amino acids.
AUGGCCCGCAAGGAUGUGGAACGAGCUUUUGAGGUGUUGCAAGCAAAAUGGGCGAUAACUCAAGGACCCGUACGAUUCUGGGAUGAAGAAACUAUUACAAACAUCUUGAAUUGUUGCAUUAUACUGCAUAACAUGAUAAUCGAGGAUGAGAGGCAUGCUAAUAUCGAGCCUUGGCAGCCCGUAGCUAGUGAAAUUAUACCAGAUGGUUUACUGGAGCAUGACGAGCAACUACUAGGAUGCUUCAUACGCUCACCAAUGGAACAAGUACGUGAUCGGUCCAUUAACGGUAUGCUUAGGCAUGACUUAAUGGAAAAUUUAUGGUCCAACUUUGGGGGAGAAAAUACUCUCAUGUAA